AUGGGCACCAAUCUCGCGGCCCCCAAUAUCACCACACGGAAACCAGGUUACCCGCCGCGUGGCUUUGCCCUAGGGUCGAGGGGGCUCUUUCAAGGCAUAGGCAAGCGGCAAGCAAGCCGCAAAACACCUCAUCCCCCCGUACUCUCCCAUUACUCACAGACGGCCGGCCACCGGAAUCCCGGUCCCGGCAUGAUUGCGACAGGGAACAUGGCAUCAGAAGUGCCCCAUCGUAGUGAACCGAAGAACAUCCGCAAGCUCUCUCCUAGUCCGCUCUUAUUCUUUGUUUUUCUGCCCUCGGCGGUUCAACGCCUUUCGUCAGUGCCCAACGCGCGUUGCCGUUACGAUCAGUACGCAGAAUAUCUGCAGAAUGCUGAAAUGACGAAGACAACAACGCACGAGUUCAAACCCUUUCAAACAAAGCCCCGAUCCUUCAUGGUGCAUCCGGCGAGAUACGAUGAACCCCGGACGACAGCAUCGGAAACCCUUCCAAUAGACCCCCUUGGUCUUCCAGAGAAAGGUCGAGAUCCGCCUAUGGAUGAAUUGACCUUCCCCUGGAGGCAGAGAGCCGAAGGAUUCGGCCGGUUGCCAAUAUAUGAGCAAUGGAGAUUGCCCACGAUCCGCUGCUGCAGCCUGCAUGAGAAGCGACAUCAAGCGAGUUUGGUAGAGUCCAUAUUUUGCCUCUUCUCGAGUCAUAAUAUCGGCAAUCAGACCAAAUACUCGCAUCGCACAUCUACCACAUCUCAGUUUUCUCUUCCCCGUCCCAACUUUGAUCGAACAUUGGCCACCAAUGGCGCGUCGUACGGCAGACUGCAAGAGGCACUCUGCUAA
Molecule: messenger RNA, 828 nt
Organism: Colletotrichum lupini
Lineage: Eukaryota; Fungi; Ascomycota; Sordariomycetes; Glomerellales; Glomerellaceae
Exons: 8
Coding region: 1-828 (275 amino acids)
Source: RefSeq, a predicted model, not a curated record